AUGGUUGAGUUCAUCGAUGUGGGAAAACCAUCCAGAGCCCUUGACACACUCUAUGAGUUCAUCAAGGGGAAACGCUUGCGAUCAAGCAAUUACAGUGAGAAGUGUGAUAGGGACUUCAUCGAUGAGGAUGUGCUUUCCUUUGCCGUGUUUUUCAAGGAAAUUCUUCAGUCUUCUGAGGUCCUCCUCCAGGCCCUCCUCUCUCCCAUCUACUACCUCGAUACUACAGGUGCGGAUGAUCGGACCUUCACCGUCGGGUAUAUCCAUGCGUCUGACAUGGAAGCCAUCGAGAUCACCAAGUGUCGCAAUGCUAUGAAGGAGAGCGCAGGAUAUUUUCAUGCAACCGAGACUGCUACCAAGCAUUGUGUUCGGGAAUCAUUUCACUUGAAGGAUAUGGCAAAAGAUCCACGAUCCAUGAUGACUGGUCGAGGUUUAUCGAAAUGA
Messenger RNA from Darwinula stevensoni, 441 nucleotides. NCBI's taxonomy places the organism in Eukaryota, Metazoa, Arthropoda, Ostracoda, Podocopida, Darwinulidae. The record is from the annotation of a GenBank genome assembly.